Chelonoidis abingdonii (Abingdon island giant tortoise) is the source of this 4244-nucleotide messenger RNA. Its product is annotated as protein PML-like. Gene Ontology annotation, cellular component: nucleoplasm. Gene Ontology annotation, biological process: suppression of viral release by host; intrinsic apoptotic signaling pathway in response to DNA damage; innate immune response. The record is from RefSeq and is a predicted model, not a curated record. Gene Ontology annotation, molecular function: zinc ion binding. Lineage: Eukaryota; Metazoa; Chordata; Testudines; Testudinidae.
ACUCACUACAGGCCAGAAACAGGAAGAGAGGUUAUUUUCCCUUCUCAGAAAUCGAAACUUACGAGCCAGAACCUGCUGAAGCAGUUACUCAGCAGAGGAGUGCCCGGAUCACGCAGGUACAGUUCUGAUAGAAGCAGGGCCUCGUGGACUGUGGCUCUCUUGUCCCAGGUGAGCCCAGGCAGUCUACAGACACAGGCAAUGGAGGAAGAAUUCCAGUUCCUGCUCUGCCAGGGAUGCCAGAAAGAACUCAGAAAUCCUAAGCUCCUGUCUUGCCUUCACACUUUGUGCACUGACUGCCUGGAAGAGAACAAGCCUGUUGGCCAGUGCCCCAUCUGCCACCAUCCCAUCCCACAAGCCAGUGGGAUCCCAGACCAGGACAACCUGCUGUUUGCCAAUCUGCAGGCCAAGCUGAGCAUCUACCAGAAGAUCGUCCAAGGCAAUGACCUGGUCUGUGACAACUGUCUGAAAGAGGGAGAGUUCUGGUGCUCUGACUGCAAGGAGUUCCUCUGUGUCAAGUGCUUUGAGACCCACCAGAGGUAUCUAAAGCGAGAGAGCCAUGAGGCCAAGGCGGUAAAGAAUCUCAAGAUGGGAUCUGCCAAGGAGUUUCUUGAUGGUUCCAGGAAGCUCAGUAACUUGUCCUGUCCCAAUCCAACCCACGCAAACCAAAUGCUGAGCAUCUACUGCACAGAGUGCCAAAAACCGAUCUGCUGCAUCUGUGCCCUGCUGGACAGCUGGCACACAGGCAAGCACUGUGAUAUCAAGGUGGAAAUCCAACAGAGGCAGCAGGAGCUGGGGAGCGUGAGUGAAGAGCUGAACAAGAAGGAGGAACUCUUCCAAGAUGCCUAUUGUAACCUGAAGAGAAAAGCUGACCAUCUGUACCAGGUGAGGAAUGAAACCCAGGAGCUGAUCCAAAAGAGAGUUGAGCAGAUGGUGCAGCUGAUCCGAGAGAAGGAGCAGGAACUGCUGGAGAUGGUGGAGAGGCUGCACCACCUGGGGAAUGAGGAGCUGGAGGGGAAGCUGCAGCAGACAGAAGCUGUGCUCAAGAGGAUGGGCGCCAGCAAGCAGCUGGUGGAGAAGAUGCAUCUCUAUGCAUCGGACCAGGAAGUGAUGGACCUGCACUCCUUCAUCAAGGGGUCACUGGAGGACCUCAGGAAGCUGCAGCCCCUGGCCGUGGGAGCCACUAUCCAGGCUGGAGGCUUCGCCAAGUGUAAAGCCAGACUCCAGGCUCUGUUUGAAAGAGUGACUGGGGAGGGAGGUACCUCUGCUCCCCAAUGUGCCCCCCCGUCGGAGGACAAGAACACUGUGACACUCAGCCUUGAGCCUCUGCAUCCUCCAGAGGCUUCCCACCAGCGGAGACACCUCCCUGCCAAUGACAGUGAAGGGCUGUUCUCCCAUGAGGACCUCAUGUGUUCCCCCAGCUCCCAGACUGAGCCCUGCCCACCCGAGGAUGGAGGAGGAGAUGUCUGUCCAGCUAACUGGGGUGAUGGCUCUCCAGUGCUACAAAUCACUCCACCAGCCCAGGCACGAAGGAAUGGGGAGGAGGAGAACGCCUUCAGGCAGCUCACAAGUGCUGAGGCAGGAGAGAGGGCCAGGACAGGAGAUGGGGCCAGGACAGGAACCGGUGCAUCGAUGGAUCAUGGCAGAGAAGCUGCCCCAGCUGGAUUCACGGAUAAUUUCAGCAAGGCCCCGUCGUUGUCUUUACCAGUGAAGAGGAAAGGAGUCGAAACCGAGGCCCCUGCGAAGGUGAUCAAGACUGAAGCUGAUGCAGGCAAAUGGGAGCAAUCAGCAAGGAAGCACCAGCAGAAUUUGCUGGAACAACCAGGGACCAGCUCGUCAACAUCAAGCAGCUCUUCUUGUGUGACGGACAGCUUCAGUGCAGCCAGAGUAGCUGACUUGCUGGAAAAUAACAGCUACAAACUAUGUGAGCCAGAUGAUUCCACAGGUUGUUUGGACAGCUCUGAAGAGGAUGACAGUGAUGAAGAGUCAACAGACUCUAGUCUGCCAGACAACAUCAACAGCGUCAGUUGUGAGAGCAGCGAGGGAGACCUCCUGGCCUUUCCUGCCAGCAGCCCGAGGGAACUCGACAUGAGACAAGCAUCACUGCUCUUCUUCGACCUCAAGUUCUUGACAGUGAAUACGAUCCUUCAGCUGGCUGUGGUGGACGGAGAAAAGAGCUUUACCGUCUUGAUUCAGCCGCUGACAUCUUUGCCUGGCUUGAUCUCAAAAGGCAGCGUCUGUGAGAUUGGUGUGAAGACCUUAUUCCGCUGCCUCUGCUCUGUCCACAAACCCAUUUUAGUAGGGUAUGACCUCUGGUCACCAGCCCUUCCUGUCCUGUUUCAAUCCCUUGAUCUCCUUAGCAAGAAAGAGGAGUUUAGUGCAGCUGUCUUUGGUUUCCUGGACAUCUUGCCCCUGAUUAAAGAGAAGAUCCCUAAGGCUGGGAGUUACAAACUGAAGAACCUGGCCAACACUUACAUUUGGCGGCAGCUCAGUGAUAACAGCCCCCUGGAUAAUGCAAAGGCCCUAAGGGAUCUGUGCACAGUUCUGGAGGUUGAUCCAAUGGAGGACCCAAGGCCUGUGGUCACCUGCUCUAAUCUGGAAUGUUAUGCUUCCCUUCAGCCAUUGCUGAAUAAGAAACUUCUCAGUAAGCCUUCGGUGCAGAUGCUGUCCAUGCACAAUGUGAGCCUUUCCAAGCUCCACACCUUAUACCUGAUGGACCCUGAGAAAGGGCUGCAGAAGUUCUGCAGGUUCUUCAAUUCUCGGCUGCAGAGCUCUGAGAAGAAAAUCCGAAAGCUAAGUAAGAUCAAAGCCCAUUUCCAGAGCCCACAGCCAUCAGCUGGGCACCAAGCAGCAGCAGCAGCAAAUGAACUGCCACGAGCGAUAAAGAGUGAGCCAGACUACUGACGUACAUCUACAGCUCAGACAAAUAUAUCUGUGUAUGGCACCUCAGGUAUGAGGCUGAGCAGCAACAUUCAGCUCUCAGGUCCAGACUCCACCAGAAUUCAAGAAGUUUAGAUUCACCAUUUUCAGUUUGGCCCAUUAUUUAGAGCAGGGCCUGUUAAAAGCUCACAUCUAGAUCUAAACUAUGAAUUUCAGGGAUGCUUGGAUCAGGUGUUCAGAGGGGGGAGUGGAGCUCUCCUCCCACCCUCCAUUUGUAUUUAUUUCAUGUACAAAACUUUGUUAAGGUGAAGUGCUUAGGACAGUAGCCUAGGGAAACAUGGGUUCAAGUCCCUGCUCCACCACAGACCUCCUGUGUGACCUGGAGCAAGUCAUGCAGCCACUCUCUGCCUUAGUUUCCCAUCUGCACAAUAGGGAAAAUAGCCCUGCCCUGCCUCGCUGGAAUGUUAGGAGGCAGUGGUUAUAUCCUAUGGGACCAAAUAAGUACCCAAGAUAGACCGCAAUCAGGAUUGCAGAGCCAUAUCAGUGGCUUGAGGACAUACUGCCUGUCAGGAAUAUUAAAGUCCCUCAAGCAUUAAACCCCCCAAUGAUGCAGAGUUAAGGGUGCUACUCUGAGGAGGACUUCUGGUAGUAAUAACACUGCAAUCUGACCAUACAUGGUUUCCACCAGUGCUGCCAUCAAUGGAGCUGCACCAGUAGUUGUGGAACCUAAUUUUCCUAGUGCAGACAAGGCCUGUGUUACCUGAUAUAUCCAUUUCCUCCCUUCUGCUUGGUGUACAGCCCAGAUCCUCAAAAGUGUGUAGGCACAUAACUCCAUUGAGAGUCAGGCACCUAAAUACUUUUGAGAAUCUGGACCUACAUGACUAGAGGGAGGACUCUUGUCUGUCCAGCCAGUACUUCCUUGUAUUUAUCAUCACCAUCAGCCUGGAGAUUAAGCAACUUUUGUACAAUUAUAUGCACAAGAAUUGCCUAUGUGAUUGAUUCAGGGGGCUGGACUCGAUGACUUUUCACUGUCCUUUUAGUCUUACAUGUCUAUGAUUGUGUCAGCAGCAUGCAGGGCAAGGGGAAUUUUAAUUAUAAUAAAAUGAAAUGUCGUUGCUCCCUUCUAGAAGUGUGGCGUAGAUCCUCAAAGAUAUGGCACCUAACUCACGUUGAUUUCAUGCAAGGUAGGAGCUUAAAUAUCUUGGAGGAUCUGGACCACUGUCCUUUUUGUAUUUUCCUACUUACCCUGCAAAUUUCCUGCUACUUUCCAAUGUAGAUUGCAAAUUCCUUGGGGCAGAGAAUCCAUUGUCAUUGGUGUUUGUAAAGAGCUAUGUAAGAAAGAAAUAAAAUUCAUAAUUUGAUAUGAA